Messenger RNA from Zasmidium cellare ATCC 36951, 540 nucleotides. RefSeq lists its product as uncharacterized. The record is from RefSeq and is a predicted model, not a curated record. The transcript is spliced from 2 exons. NCBI's taxonomy places the organism in Eukaryota, Fungi, Ascomycota, Dothideomycetes, Mycosphaerellales, Mycosphaerellaceae. Bases 1 to 540 code for a protein of 179 amino acids.
AUGAACGCGAUCAAGACCUACAACGUCACCCGAGAUUCGGGCUGGAACUAUCGACACUUGCAGGUGCAGCAUAACAACCAGACGUUCCUAUGGGUCAACACGAGCGGAUCGGGCUUUCUCAAUGCCAGGCCGAGGAUGCAUCUUCAGACACAAUCGGAACAUGGACCUGUGGUUGCGGCGGCGGCGUUGAAGGCAUCGAGUGCGAGUUGUCGAGUCAUGCUGGGAAAUCCGGAUGCGACUGCGAAGGACGACUGGAUCGAUGUUCACAGCGACAAAACCCACGACAAAGACCUCGGAGCCAGCUCGUCGCGCAACACGCACUUCAAACUCCUCGACGGCCAGAACGAAAGCCAGGUCCUCGCCGUGUACAUCCAAGACCGGAAGUGGUUCGACUCGUCCAACGUGGCGAAGAUUGACUAUUUCGCUGAGCUGGAUCCGAAUCUGGAGUUGUUGAGUCUGGCGGCGAUUUUUGGGAUUGAGGAUAGGAUUCGCAGGAAGAAGAAUAAUAGUAAUGCUGCAGUUGUUGCGGCGACGUCUUGA